AUGACAAAAGGAGAAAAUCAUAUACUAAAUGACAGACUAGUACCAGUUUCAAUAUCACAUCCAAACUUUUCAGAUAUUGUUCAAGGUGAAGAUUUAGAAUUUCGAAAUUCAAUCGAACCAACACCAUUCAAAAUAAACCCACCUCAUAUCGAGCCAACAAGGCUAUCACACUACUAUCCAUCUUCAAUAUUAUCCAGAAUGUCAUCAAGUCAAUUAACAACCAUGGCAGGAGCCGCUUCGGGUUUUCUUGCCGGAGUUGUGGUUUGUCCACUUGAUGUUUGUAAAACAAGAUUACAAGCUCAAGGUGCAAUGGUUGGCCAAAUUAAUAAAUAUAAUGGAUUUCUACAUACAGUCAAAACGAUUCUUCGAGAAGAAGGUAUAAGAGGGCUUUAUAGAGGACUAGUACCAAUAACAAUAGGAUAUUUACCUACUUGGACAAUAUAUUUCACUGUGUAUGAACAAGGUAAGAAACGAUAUCCUAAAAUUUUGCAUAAACAAGGUAUUGAAAGUGAUGCCUUGACUCAUUUCUGUUCGGCAUUAACGGCAGGAAUGGUAUCAACCAUUGGUGUUAAUCCUAUCUGGGUUGUUAAAACAAGAUUAAUGAUUCAGACAGGUAGUCAUAGUUCAAUAUAUGAUGGAAGCGGGGCAGCAAAAAACCAAACAUAUUAUAGAGGAACUUUGGAUGCAUUUAGACAAAUGUAUAAAGAAGAAGGGAUUAAAGUAUUUUAUAGUGGACUUGUACCUUCAAUGUUUGGUUUAUUACAUGUUGGUAUUCAUUUCCCCGUAUAUGAAAAAUUAAAGAUCAUGCUAAGAUGUAAUAAUAUAAGCGAACAAGAAAAAGAAGUAUCGGGAAUAUUAUGGAGAUUAAUAGCAGCAUCAUGCAUUUCUAAAAUGAUUGCAAGUUCAAUUACAUAUCCUCAUGAAAUUUUAAGAACUAGAAUGCAAUUGAAAAAGAUAAAUAGUGAAAGCCAUGUAUUAUUGAAAGCAAUUGCAGAAAUAUAUCAUUGUGAUGGAUUUAAAGGGUUCUAUGCCGGGUAUGGAACUAAUUUGGCGAGAACUGUACCGGCAAGUGCCGUUACUUUAGUCAGUUUUGAAUACUUUAAGACAUAUUUACUUGCACUUAGUGGGAAACUGGAGACUUUAGAGUAG
Hemisphaericaspora subhashii is the source of this 1149-nucleotide messenger RNA. Its product is annotated as NAD+ transporter. The record is from RefSeq and is a predicted model, not a curated record. Bases 1 to 1149 code for a protein of 382 amino acids. Gene Ontology annotation, biological process: NAD transmembrane transport. NCBI's taxonomy places the organism in Eukaryota, Fungi, Ascomycota, Pichiomycetes, Serinales, Debaryomycetaceae. Gene Ontology annotation, molecular function: NAD transmembrane transporter activity. The transcript has a single exon.